AGAGAAUACCAUACUGCGCAAUCAUGACUUUGGAAAGGCAUUUUUCCAAAACAAUUGAUUUCAUUGAGAACAAUGAAAAAUUAAUAAGUUGUCAUUUGGUUGAUUUUUUUACCAAUGAUUUGUGGGAAAAAUGUAUGCCGAACAAUUUAAUAUCCUAUGUGGAAAAAACAGGUUGUAAUAGUUUGGGUGAGAUUCAACAGUUUAAUGUUUCAAACACCUUGGAUGAAGAAACAAUACUCCAUUCCUAUUUGAAGGACUCUGCAUCACUGAGAUUGGAGAACUGCAGCAGUGCUAUCAGUCGAUCUGAAUUCAUGAAAAUUCUAAACAGCAAACCACAGAAGAGUGUUGCUCAACCUUUGCGAAUGGAACACAUGAAAGCCAAAAAGUGGCAUGAAGUUGAAAUAUUUACAAAAACAGUUGCUUGGCUUGUCAAGGACGAAUCGUGUAUUGUUAUUGAUGCUGGAGCGGGAAAAGGAUACUCAUCUGCACAUUUAGCAAACCAUUAUGGAUUGCCUGUAUUAGCGGUUGAAUGUUCUCAAGCCAAUCAUAUAGGUGCUUUGAAUCGCUGUGAUCUUGUAAAUAAGAAAAAUAAAAGCACCGAAAUACCGAUUUGUUAUGAGAUAGAAGAAAUAAGUGAAAACACAGAUUUUUUAAGAAUGGUAGAAAAACGUUUUCCAGAUUUGUACAAAAAGAAAAAUCUUACAAUGGUUGCCUUGCACGGCUGUGGCUUAUUAUCUGAUUGUGUUGUCAAAGCAUUUUUAAAAACCAAUGAGAUAAUACACCUAUGUGUUGUUCCUUGCUGUUAUCAUUUAUCUUCAAAAUUACUCACCAGUGAGUACGAAUUAUGCAAAAACUCGAGAAUGUUAGCCCAACAGUCCAAAGAAAGAAUGAGAGAAAAAUCAUAUGUACUCUCUCCAUCGCUGUUUUAUAGGGCUGUUCUUCAGGUUCUACUUCGAUUUAUAGGCGUUGUUGAUUAUAGAGUCGGACGUGGAGCACCAUCUGAUAGCUUUCUAACUUAUGCAAAAUGGGUUUUAAAUAAAAUUGACAAAUCAAAGGAUCUCUCGGACGAAACAAUCGUAGCGAUGUACAAAAAAUACGAAAUUUACCAAUGGAAAUUUAAUUUUUUCCAAUUGCUACGGAUUCAGCUCGCACCGAUUGUCGAAGCUGCCAUUUUAUUGGAUAAAUAUUUAUUUUUGCGACAAUCAAAAAUCUGCGCGGAUCUUCAAAUCGUGCAACUAUUCGAUCCACUCGUAUCGCCCAGAAGUUGGGCAAUCAUCGCGACAAAAUAAUUUUUUUUUUUUUCUUAGAAUACUAGUAUUGUCAGCAAAUCAAACGAAUCGUAAAAAUGCAGGUAAUUGAAUCGCUUUUAAAUUGAGCUGCAAAAAUUUUUAUAUCAUCAUUA
Messenger RNA from Copidosoma floridanum, 1402 nucleotides. RefSeq names its product putative methyltransferase-like protein 25. The record is from RefSeq and is a predicted model, not a curated record. Lineage: Eukaryota; Metazoa; Arthropoda; Insecta; Hymenoptera; Encyrtidae.